This is a messenger RNA of Rubroshorea leprosula, 579 nucleotides long. NCBI's taxonomy places the organism in Eukaryota, Viridiplantae, Streptophyta, Magnoliopsida, Malvales, Dipterocarpaceae. The record is from the annotation of a GenBank genome assembly.
AAAUUGUCAUUUUGAGAAUGGUUGUGAAGUUGACUAAUGAGAAUAAGGAGCAUCAUGCAUUUGUAGCUAACGGAGCAAGCCAAAUGGAGGGGAACAAAGAUGCUGCUGUGACUAUGGGUCCGACGGAAGUAGAAAUGAACCAGCCUCCUACCGAGAAUGUGAAUAAAGAUGCUAUUUUGCCAGCUUUGAUGGAUACACAGUUGGUGGAUGUACCUUUAUCCCUUGAGUUUGGUGGUGUUAAAAGGGCCAAAGGACGAGGGAAAGUUGCAAAAGGAGGCAAGGGUAAAUGAUAAAGAAUAGAACGUGAGGUAAAUUUCCAGAGACAGCAGACGGUCAUUUCCCGCCACUGCAUAUUUUCUACUGUCUUCAUGCUGUGUGUGCCUAUCUACGCUGCAUUUUGUUGCUCUUUGUGUGCUUUUGAUGUGACCAUCAUUUGAUGUCAUAGUAGCAGAGCAGGUCUCUAUUGUCAUGCCCUCGUCGAAACUUAAGCAGUCGAUGUAUGUAGAUUGAUAAGACUUGUAAAACUACUGUCUGGAAGUUCUGGUCUUACGGUUCCCUUAUGCACCACAGUUUUUCAUG